AUGUCAGACGAACUAUUGGAAUUAGAUCUUCCGCCAGGCUAUGUUGAAUUACUGCAACAUUUUACUAUUUCCGUGUUACGAUCGAAACCGACCAAUCUGAUUAAUUAUGCAAUUGACUAUUUCACUAAUCUACGCGACGAAGCGGAAGCAGUCGAGCAUUUUUUUCCAACGGGACACAAUCCACCGAUUCUCUUGUUGAAAUCGAAAAGUAACCGGGAGGAUGAGGAGAAGAACAAGUUGGAAUCCAAAGAAAUGUCGACCACAGUAAGUCACUCACCGAGAUUUGAUAGACAUCAGAACGAAAACCUUAAAGAUCAUAAUCAGGAUGAACAAGAAGAAGAAGAAGAAGAACCAAUUGCAUCGAUUCAAUCAGGCCCACCUCGAUUUAGACGAGCAAGUAUUGCCGCGGAACCAUACAAUCCAGAUGAUGCUGGGGACAAUGAUGAGGAAGAAGAAGAACAGGAAAUAGAGGAGGUAGACAAGAAGACACCUGAGCAAUAUGGCCGACUCGUGGAGGUGUGUAAGAAAAUUAUGUUGUUCCGUAAUAUGGAAGAGGAACAGUUGGAGAAGGUGAUUCAUACAAUGACUGAACAAAGAUUUCAACCCGGUGAUAAGAUCAUUGUACAAGGUGAAGAAGGUAAUAACUUCUAUGUGAUUGAUUCCGGCAUCUAUGAGGUCUUCAUUCGGGAUGCUAAUGGCCAAGAUAAAUCGGUGUUUGAAUACCAGAAUGAAGGCUAUUUCGGAGAACUGGCAUUGAUGUACAAUGCUCCACGUUCGGCCACCGUGGUUGCAAAAACCACGGGACGUGUAUGGUCCAUGGAACGGAAACAUUUUCGUAAGUUCAUCAUGUCUCAUGCGGUGCGUCAGCGAAGAGCUUUCAUUCAACUGUUGCAUUCGGUUCAGAUGCUGCAAGAGUUAAGUCCCUACGAGCGAAUGAAUUUGGCAGAUGCAUUGAUCAAGCGAUCCUAUCAGGACGGAGAGUGUAUAAUCCGGGAAGGUGAACCGGGAAGAGAAAUGUAUUUUAUCAUGCAAGGCCGAGUACGCGUGGAACGAAAAGCCACUGAUGGACUUCACACCGCGAUGGGUGAAUUGGGCAAAGGGCAGUAUUUUGGUGAAUUGGCUUUACUGAGCGAUCAGCCUCGGGCUGCUAGUGUGUUUGCUUUGGGCAAAGUAAUCCUGGCCGUUUUGGGUGUGGAAAGCUUCGAGCGACUUCUCGGUCCGUGUGUUGCAAUUAUGCGCCGGAAUACGACACUCUAUGGUAACCCGUCCAAUUAG
Messenger RNA from Echinostoma caproni, 1275 nucleotides. Lineage: Eukaryota; Metazoa; Platyhelminthes; Trematoda; Plagiorchiida; Echinostomatidae. The record is from the annotation of a GenBank genome assembly.